UUUCGGUCACUUAACGUUUGAUUGUGUAGACUUCGGCAAAUUAAUAAGACAUUUUCCAUUGGCCGGUUCAGAGCUGUGCUUACAAGUUGAUUGUGCUCAGGAUUUUGGCCAAGAUAAAAUAUGUCGGUAAUUUUAAAAGGUGCUGUUAAAUUAUACUAUUAUCUAAAUGAAGAAAUUGCAGAUCCAAGGACACAAAACUGGUACCUAAUGCGUACUCCGUGGCCAGGGCUGGCCCUGAUGAUUUUGUACCUGCUGACUGUAUUCAAAUGGCUGCCCAAGUACAUGAGCAGUCGACCAGCGUACGACCUGCGGCCAGUUAUAGCAGUCUACAACAUUAUACAAAUCAUCGGGUGUUCCUAUGUCGUCUACCAAAGUUUAGCGCUAGGCUGGUUGAAUCACUACUCGUUCAUCUGCCAGCCAGCCGACGACGGGCCGCACAGUGUCGAGUACGCCUGGAGGGUGUGCUACAUGUACUUUGUCAUUAAGUUCGCGGAUCUAUUAGACACGAUAUUUUUCGUUCUGAGAAAGAAACAGAAUCAAGUGACCUUCCUUCAUGUGUACCACCACUUUGGAAUGGUUGCGGUUUCAUGGGGUAUUGUCAAAUGGGUACCAGGCGGCCACAUAACUUUUCUGAUAUCGGCAAACUGUUUCGUUCACAUAAUAAUGUACAUAUAUUAUCUACUUACUACAUGGGACGAGUCGUACAAGAAAUCGCUUUGGUGGAAGAAACACGUAACUCAGAUACAGAUUAUUCAGUUCACGAUUAUACUAAUCCAUUUUCUGUUACUGGUGGCGACCAAAGACUGCAGGUUUCCACGAGAGCCCGCCUACAUCAUGAUACCACAGAACCUAUUCAUGGUCAUACUGUUCUGUGACUUCUAUUAUAAAGCUUACAUUAGAAAACCAAAAAGUGUAUAAUAAAUAAUGCGCUCGAG
This is a messenger RNA of Ostrinia nubilalis (European corn borer), 935 nucleotides long. RefSeq names its product very long chain fatty acid elongase 4-like. Bases 121 to 918 code for a protein of 265 amino acids. Gene Ontology annotation, molecular function: fatty acid elongase activity. The record is from RefSeq and is a predicted model, not a curated record. Gene Ontology annotation, biological process: sphingolipid biosynthetic process; fatty acid elongation, saturated fatty acid; very long-chain fatty acid biosynthetic process. NCBI's taxonomy places the organism in Eukaryota, Metazoa, Arthropoda, Insecta, Lepidoptera, Crambidae. The transcript has 6 exons. Gene Ontology annotation, cellular component: endoplasmic reticulum membrane.